AGUAUUUGCUUCCCUUUAAUAUCUAUAUUUCUGAUCUCCUGAUAUUUCCUACGGUUACACACAUAGGCUAUUUCUUCCUCUACACGCCUCAUCAAUCGAAGAACCGACUAGUGUUUCUCUUUCUCUACAACUCUUCAAUUUCCUGUCAGUAUAAAAAUUUUCAUUUUGGAUUCUUUAAUUAUCUGAGAAUUUCAUCAAUACAAUUUGACAUAAACAAGGUAAAAAGGCAUAGCAGGGACUGAAUUAGGUUCUAUAAUGGCGUUAUUUUGAUUAUUAUAUUCUUUAUUGGGGUUUCAUUCAAAUUUUUGGGUAAUUAACUGUUCUUUGAUAGCUUAUUGUUCUGAUUUGUGGGUAGUUGGAGGACCGAGUUUUGUUGUGGACUAUGUUCUUAUGAAUGGUGCCCUAUAUUGGUCUUUUUUGUUGAUUUUGAAAUCUAGGGUUUGACUAUAUCCUUUAGUGAGUAGCACUCUAUUCCACCAAAGUGUUAUGAAUGACACGAGGAGUUUUUUAUAGUCUAUUUUAGUUGAAGAAGGAAGCAUUUAAAGAGGCAUCUUGUUGAUGGUUUUUGAUAAGGUGAAGAAGAGUAUAUUAUGUUCUUAAUUGAAGGCAGGCAUUGUUGUGGUUGAAUAAAGUGAUUGCUGUUUGCAGUUUGCUGUAUAUAAUGUACAGAAUGAAUAAUCCCUAGUUGAAGUGAAUAGAAUGGUGGUCUCUUUUUGAAUUAUAGGGUUCUGAACAUUUUUAAUCGACCCUAUAGACAAAGGACUUUUGUUUCUAAAGCCAAUUCAUUGAGAAACUUGGCAGGGCAAAUUGGUACUUGAAACGAAGGUUUCUCGGGCCGGAUUGGCUAACCUUACCCACCCUUAAGGAGGUUUUUUUAGAUAGUGGGGUGCUACACUUUAGUUUAGUCUGAUUGCUUACAGGAAAAUGGUUUUGUUUCUAAAGGGAAAUUGGUAAGAAUUUGGGGCUAAUGGACAGCGGAGUUUCAUGCAACUUGGUUAAGUUCUUGGGCAUUUGGUCUAAUGUUUUCAAGAGAGAAACUGGCCUUCUUGGGGGCAUGUUAGUGAUUUAGGUUGGCACCGGAGGUUGAUAGUAGGAGUUGCGCUGAAGGAAAGAGAGUUGUUUUUCCUUUUGUUCUUGUUUGGAUAAUGUUCAUUAGUAGUGUUAUGGAAAGAAGUGAGCCUACAUUAGCCCCGCAAUGGUUAAGGAGUGGUAGACAUGUGACGGGCUCUGUCACUGCAUCAUCCCCGUUGCAUUCAGAUGAUCCUGUCCCAUCAAAACUUGCAAAUAGUAGAUCACUGUCAACUAAUAUGAGCAAUAACAAGUUGAGGCAUCCUGCUGCAUCAGAUCGAGCCAUUUCAUCACAUACCCGAUGGAACUCUAAUAGUAGUAGCCCUAGCUUGAGAUCUUACAGUAGUUUUAGAAGCCCUCGUCAUAGGAACAUGGAUAAAGACAUUAACAAGUAUCACGAGAAAUCAACUUUAGGAAAUCAUAGGUCAAGGGACCUUCCUGAUACUUCGAGGAAUCAUCGUUGGGAAAUAUUUGAGGAGGAAGGGUUAAGACACUCACAGUCAAUGAUUUAUGGUAGAUUUAGUGAGACAGGGCCUAAGAAUUUGGGAAUUGCUGGUAAAAUCGACCCAACUGACAAAAAUGGCCCGCUUGCUUCAGUUAAUAGUGUGGAUAAUGCAAUUGACAGAGGCAUCCAGCCCCUAGUAACUGAAGAACGACAAGCAUCACCUGGCUUUGGAAGAGUCCGAUCUCCUGGUUUGGGUACCAUGCCUCAGGGUUUACCAAUAGGCUCAUCAGGCACUACUGGUAAUAAGUCGGCAUCUUCUCUGGCAGAUAUUACGGCAGUGGCUGGAAACAAUAACCCUGGCCUUUCUUCCGUGAAACAAGGUGCUUCUUCUGGACCUUCUUCUCCAAUUUCUAGCAAGGCUAUUAGCAGGGGUCUUAAUAUGGCUGAAACAGUCGCUAGGGGUCCUCCUUGUGCUCAGGCUACUUCCCAGUUAUCCCAUGCAAAUCAGCGACUCGAAGAGCUAGCAAUGAAGCAAUCUAGGCAAUUGAUACCAUUGAAACCGUUGGUAACUAAGGCCUCGGUGCCAAAUCCUUCCGACAAACCAAGAGCCAAGGUUGAGCAGCUGCAGCAAACUGUCUCAUCAUCUAAUCCUGUCAAUCACUGUCUCUCAACCAAGCUUCACAUCUUUAAGCCAACAAGAGAGAAUGGCGUUUCUUAUGGUGUGAACAGUAGCUUGAGCCCAAAUGCUCACAGCAAAGGGUCAAAUACCCUUCUUACUGCUCCCGCAUCUGCUUCCACACAGAGUCUAGCAAAUAAUGCUGCUUCCUUUACCUCUGAACGCAAGCCUGUUGGGUUACUGGUGGAAAAAAAGCUGUCAUCCCAAGCUCGGAGUCGAAAUGAUUUCUUCAAUCUUAUGAGAAAGAAAUCUAUUGCAAGCAGUUCAGCUGUCAAUGGUGCAGGGUAUGCUGUAUCACCACUUUUAGAUAAAUCUGGUGUUUCAGAAGUUUUGACUGCGCCUGGUAUCCCUCAGGAUCAAGAUGCCACGUUAUCUGAUGAGAGCCCAAGGGUUGAGAAAUCAACUGAGAUUUCAGGUGAAAAUACAUGCACUGAUGACUCUUAUGAGGGGAAGAAUAGUACCGACAAGAGCUUUUCAAAGUCUGAUGCAAUCUUGUGUUCGGAAGAGGAAGAGGCUGCAUUUUUGCGUUCUCUAGGCUGGGAGGAAAAUGCUGAUGAGGGCGGCCUUACCGAGGAGGAGAUCAGUGCCUUCUACCGAGAUGUUACAAAGUACAUCAAUUCGAAGUUGUCAUUUAAAGUUAUGCAAGGAGUGCAAUCAAGAUUUCUUUUGCCUCUCCACUCCGGAAUUGGUGAUGUUGGUGGCAUUUCUUCUUGAUACAGCUAAACUUGAAUGAUAUACUAAUAAAGCUAUUGAAUUUUGUUAGUACUUUAUUAGAAGUGGUAAAAUUUUCUGAUCCUUGUUUUCGUCGUUCCAUAGAUUUUGGGGUGGAGAUUGAGGGAAAGCAAUGAGAAUCGAGAGAGUGAGGCAAUGCUUAAUGUGGUUUUUAGGGAGUGAAUAGGAAUGAUCUCGGUUGUCUAGUUCUGUGGAUGGAUUCCGAUUGGCUUUGGCACCUUCAUACUUUACGGAUUUUCGACCUUCUAGCGAUCUUGUUCAUAUAAUCUAUGCUUUUGUUGGUCCAGGUCUAUAUGUAGAGCUGUUAAGGAAAGUUGGGAAAGAAAUCCCCAAGGAUUACCCUUAUGUUAGUGUUAAAAUGUUAGUAUGCUUAACUCGGUAGAAGAAAUUAUUUUGUUAAGAAUGUACCUGUGUCAACGAGAUUGUUCAGAAAAGAUUUCUGGGAUAAAUUUAAUGUUAUUUAAGAACUAA
Molecule: messenger RNA, 3392 nt
Organism: Nicotiana tabacum (common tobacco)
Lineage: Eukaryota; Viridiplantae; Streptophyta; Magnoliopsida; Solanales; Solanaceae
Source: RefSeq, a predicted model, not a curated record